Molecule: messenger RNA, 3156 nt
Organism: Penicillium malachiteum
Lineage: Eukaryota; Fungi; Ascomycota; Eurotiomycetes; Eurotiales; Aspergillaceae
Product: KAR9 family protein
Exons: 1
Coding region: 1-3156 (1051 amino acids)
Biological process (GO): establishment of spindle localization; mitotic spindle orientation checkpoint signaling; nuclear migration along microtubule
Cellular component (GO): cell cortex; mating projection tip; spindle pole body
Source: RefSeq, a predicted model, not a curated record
AUGCAUGCCACGGUCGACGAUCCCCCCUCUGCGACUGACCUCGCAACACAUGUCGUGUCCGUUCAGUCCGCCUCUCCUCCCCCCGCCGACUCCCCAAAUGAACACGGCCCCCUCCGCCGUUUGAAAUCCAAGUCCUCCUUGUGGAGUAUAGGGAGUAGCAACCCUGACGAGGAACCCAUACCCGAGCCUUCUAGUGCGGAGAAGAACGCUGGCAAGCAGUCUAUCUUCCGUCGCUUAUCUCCCGCCCUUGCGGCUAGGGUGAAGCUGCUCGACGGGGGUAGCAAGGUGACCAGUGCUCCACGGAACCCAGGCGCAGUCGGUCGGAUCCCAGAGGAACAACUGAAGGAACUGGACAGUCAGCACAAAGACCUUUCGAUCAAGGUGGAGAGGAGAGGUCAGGCGUGGAACGGAGUGGCUUUGACAUCACCGGCGUCAACAACAUCCCCGGAGCUCCUAAAACGAAGCGCGUCCAACAACCUCGAAUUACCAUCCCAGAAUCUGCUCCAGGAGUUUGAAAAAGCGCUAGAAGAAGGGUCAGAUAAUACCGACGCGGUCGUCGACGGUCCAGAACCGCCUGUUCUGGCGGAUGCCCCCUCGGUAACUGCCCCAGAUACAGAGACAAAUAUCUCAUCGACAUCCAUGUCUGUGGUGGAACCGGCGCCGGCGCAGCUGCGCGCUGAUCCCGAUCCAUCUCCCCCAGUGCCCGCGCAAGACGACCAGGAUACUCGAACCGACUUUGAGAAAUAUGUCGACGAUACCAAGCGCAGCGAGGAGCAGGCCGAAUCAGCUCCAGAACCUCCACCAAAAGAUGAAGAACCUCCUUCGUCCCCUACAUACUCCCUCUCUUCUUCCUCAAAUCCACAAUCAUACUUCAACCCCCGAGGCUUACAGCGCGCUGAAUCCAUAUACUCCUUUUCUCGUGCCUCUUUCAGCAACCAGCUCUCUCAGCUCACUUCGAUUCCUCUACCACAACCUGGCGCUCUAGAGACCAGUAUUCGAAACAUUGCUACAGCGCUGGCCGCGGUACGUGCGUUGAAUGGUGCGGCCGAACAGAUUCAUAUAUGGAUCCGUAAGGCAUCCGAUGUGCUUAGCGGCUUAGAUUCGGAGGAUGACGUGGAGUGGGCAGCAGCAGGUGGUCGCGAGGGACUAGACGGAGUGGAUAAAGCGAUUACACGAUUCGAAUCCCUGGUGAAUGUAUAUGUGAAGGCUAUCGAGAAUGUACAGCUUCGAGACGAUAUCGCGAACGUCGAUUCCGAGAGUCUGAAAACCAUCGUGAGGCAGAUGGAAAGCAUCUUACAUAACUGGGCUCAGAUCAAGAUAAAGCUAAGGGGUGUAAAGGAGCAGGUGGAAUUGGCUAUGGAGUGGGAAGAGCUCUGGUCCAAUGUUCUGGGUGAUGUGGGCAUGGAGAUUGAUAAUCUCAGCGGAAUGAUCUUUGAGAUGGAAGAGAAGCGACACCAGUCUCUUUUGGAUAAUGGAGAGUCCACCACUGGACUUGAUAUCAACGAGCUUGAAACUAUUGUCGAGGAAUCACCUAUCAAAGGUCGCUCGCCUGCAAACCGUCACUUGAGCCUUGGGCCUAUGUUAGCCGCAGCUUCUGGUACCCCUGUUAUCAAAACCCCGCAGGAUGAUUCCAGUUAUUCCAAUCUGAUGGCCCUGUUCGCGCGGAUGCAACCUCUCCGAGCAUCGUUGGAUUUCUUGCCCAUGAGACUUUCCAUGUUCCAGUCCCGUGCUGAAGGUGUCUUCCCUAGCGCAUGUGAAGAAGUCGAUGAUCGACGCAGUCGCUUGGAGAAAAGCUAUAAAGUGCUCGAGCAGGAUGCUGAGGCUUUGCGAAAGGAGUUGGGCGAGGACAAGUGGAUUAUUGUUUUCCGAAAUGCUGGCAGCCAAGCACAGAAGAUGUUUGACUCGGUUGAGCGUAGCAUUGCCAAGCUGCAGGAAGGCUUGGAGACGAAUGCUCAGGUUAACAAUCCUGCUAAUUUGACCAAGCGGAUUGAGAACUACGAGGCGAAGAAGAUUCACUAUGUACCUGCUAUCGAGCGUGUGAUCUCCAUCAUUCAGAAGGGAGUAAACGAUCGCCUCACAGUGAAUGGUGAGGUUCUUCGGCUAUUGUCUGAUAUGACCUCGCGGACGGAUGCCCUGAAGGCCAGCUUAAGAGUAAUGGAUUCAUCUCUUGAAGAUGUCCAGAUAUUCAAGGGCCAGCAACUACGGGAUUCCAUUUCCAGUAUCAUUACCAUGGACAGUCCGGCCACGGGUAGUGCUAUUGAUACACCUGGAAGUUCACCUGCAUCUUCGGUUAUUAUGAGUGGUAGCGGAUACAAACCUGCCUCAACGCCCCUGGGUGGCUCCAGCCGUCGCGAAAGCUCUGUCAGUAGCGUCGCGGCUCGUUCAUCAUCCAAGGUCCGCCGAUUUUCAGGUGUGCCACAGCCUACCACGGGCAUGACAGGUCGUAAAUCGUCUCUCCCCAAGCCGUCAGGACUUACAUCCCCGACCCAUGGAAAGCCGAGCUUCGCCGUCACACCCACCCCUGCUGGCCGUAGAAUGUCUCGCGUGCCACAGCCAUCGCCUAUUCCCAACCGUCCUCGAUGGAAUACCAGUACCAAUACGAAUGACCUGGAUGUUGGUCACCCUUACAGGCCCCUGGGUGCUACAACCCCCAAUGGAUACCGCAGGACGUCCGCCCCAACGCGAACAACACCUCGACCUGCCUCAACUGUUCCAUUCCGACGAGACAUGUCUGGCUCGCCGGCACCAAGUAGCGGCCGGUCAGUCAGUCGUCUAUCAACUCGAUUCGCAUCCUCAUCUCGGAGUCCCGUCCGCAAUGCUUCCUCUCCCACACCUGAACGCCCUUCAUUACUCGACCCACCGCCAUACAGCCGUCUUCGCAGAGCGUCCCCUAUGAUGUCCAGUGCCGCUACAGCGGGCAUGAACAAUGCCCCUCGCAGUCGACAGAGUUUUGCGGGUAUGGGAACAACAUUCAGUCGUAGUGUCUCACAUGCGCUAGACAUGGAUGCGAGCCCUACUAAACCCACACGCCCUGGUACAUCGCUGGGUCAUUCUGGCAACAGUCGACGAACCAGUCUCCUUCCUUUACCGAAGCGGACUGCUGAUCAGAUAGCUGCACAGAAAAAGGCAGAUAACCGUCCUCCAUGGCGAGCGUGA